AUGCGCUUGACGGGUACGUGCUGGAGCUGCACCGUUGCGCUCGCAGCGGUCUUCUUCCAAGGGACAUGGGCCACAGAACUAGAGAAGAGAGCCGAUAGAAGGAAGAAGUUCAAUAAGGACGGCAAAUAUCGCUCGAAUAGCUGGCCGAAGCUGGCACAGAAAGUGGUUGAGGGGGAAUCGUCGGAUGAUGAACGUUAUCUUCGAAAAUCGAUGGCGGGACAGCCGGUUCACGGCCUGGCACCUACACCUCGACCCACGACUACCAAAUCGACUGCAACAGAGGUGACUGCUCCGAGAAUCACAGAGGGUCCUUCGUUGGUUAGGUGGAAGAUAGGGUCAAUGCGAUGGGAUGUUAUACAAGAUGGAUUUCUAGGCCAGAAACGAGAUGCAGAUAUGUGUCCGUCAAGCUAUCAACCAUGUCCGUCAUCUCUGGGUGGGGGAUGUUGUCCAUCUGAUGGUUAUUCGUGUGGGACCAGUAGCUGUUUGCCUACCUCAGCGAGUCCAGCGACUGCGUGUGGCUUUUCAGGAUAUAUUGGUUGUGAUAUCGCUGAUGGAGGUGGAUGCUGCCCCGCCAACUAUAUCUGUGCCGCUGAGUCCUGUUCUCCAUCUCCAGGAAUCAGCACAUCGCAGGCAUGUGGAGUUAAUUCUUUCCAAUGUCCUGCAUCUUUAGGCGGUGGCUGCUGCUUGAAUGGAAUGGGAUGUGCUCUCAGCGCCUGCUACAACACAAACCCGAUCACAUUUACUCUUGUUGAGACGUUCACAACCACAGAGGCGAAUUCGGGUACCGUCACACUAACAAGCACGAUUACCUCAACCACUGUAUCUGGUGCUCCCGAUCCAACCGAGACAAUCGGCGUUCUCGUACCCAAGGUCCAGGCAUCCGCGUCUCCCAUCGCUAAACAGCAAGCAACGAGUGCUGCGAGUAGCGGCGGAGGUGGACUUUCCACAGCUGCAUUAGGAGGCAUUAUCGGUGGUGCCAUCUUCUUCUUAUCGGCCAUUUUGAUUGCGGCAAUUUUCAUCAUCAGAGGUCUAAAUCGAGCCUCAAAAGCACAAGAACUAGCCAACUCCCGGCAAUCUGGAUCCAGCGAUAGACGCUCAAGACAAUCUGGUCAACGGAGGGGCACGCUCAAUCAAGAUGUCGACACGAUGUCUAUCGAUCCACUAAUGAUGAGAGGCUCAAUGACAUCAGGCAGCUUCCAUCGAGCAUCCAACGUAUCGAGCCCACACAACACUAUCCCCGAAAUGGAAGGAUCCAACUCCCCACCCGUCUUCCUCAGUCCUUUCUCACCUCGCUCACCACCACACACCCACUAUCCCAAAGGCUACAAUCCUGUGGUCAGUUCCGACUCCCAAUAUUCCCAAUCCAGCGGCGGAUACCGCAACCCCUCCCUCGACUCCUCCCCACAGAUGCAACACAACCCCAACGGCUAUUUCGACCUUCCGGUCCAACACCAAAACAAUAACCGCAUCUCCCUUAUCUCAUCCCAAGGCCGCCGACCCUCCCACGGCCGCAACUACAGCAACUCAAGCGAAGUAAGCCAGAGCUCCAGCCUAGCCGCCGAACUCGACGCCGGCAAAGACGGAAGCAGGAAAUCAAGCCUGCAAGCCGAAAGCAACGAACGAUCAAGCUUACAACGAUUCAUGACUCGUCUCGUCAGAAGACGACAAAGCGAUCCUCCCGCCCUGACGGGUGGACCGGUGAGAACGGAUUGGACGCCUAGUCCGAGAGAGGGAUUGGGGUAUAUUGCUGAGGCGGGGGAGAGCAAGCUAGCCGUUGACCAUCAGAAUCAGAAUGUGGAGCCGCCUCAGACGCCGUUUCAGGAUAUUUCCUUAAUGGAUCAACCACCCGGGUUUCGGAUGAGUUAG
Mollisia scopiformis is the source of this 1866-nucleotide messenger RNA. RefSeq lists its product as uncharacterized. NCBI's taxonomy places the organism in Eukaryota, Fungi, Ascomycota, Leotiomycetes, Helotiales, Mollisiaceae. The transcript is spliced from 2 exons. The coding region runs from base 1 to 1866 and encodes 621 amino acids. The record is from RefSeq and is a predicted model, not a curated record.